Molecule: messenger RNA, 1843 nt
Organism: Malaya genurostris
Lineage: Eukaryota; Metazoa; Arthropoda; Insecta; Diptera; Culicidae
Exons: 4
Coding region: 143-1636 (497 amino acids)
Source: RefSeq, a predicted model, not a curated record
UGCCUAAAACUAAAAUUAUCUAGAACAAAAGAAAACUAAAUUGUUAUGCAUAUAAAAAUCCUCUCCUCUCAAUUACACAGGAGGAAAGUAUUACGAAAAGGAACUAACGAAAAUAGUAUUAGAAGCAGAUGGUUCGAGAAUAAUGGAAGACGACGUCUUAGAAGCAUGUUUAAACGACGGAUUUAUGUUAAUGUUAUUAAAUGCAGAGGAAGAGUGGAAGCCAGCCGAUGUAAUUGAAAUUCCAAUUGAUUCCAAUGCUUGCCACUCAUCAGCUACAGUUUCAAAACAGGAUACGGCGGACAACGAAUUAGACGUUCUAAGAUACCAAUCUGUUGAAUAUCUAAACUCCAGCACUUCCGUGUUAUCCGCCGAGAGUGAUGUCGUAAAAAAGAUCGAUGAAAUGUUCAUACCCGAAUCAUUUGAAAAUGACGAAUCGGAGGUUCCGAUUCUACCUUCUGACAUGACCAUAGAAUACACUCAAAUGUCACAAGUCACUGUUCCAAACUAUCCACUGAAGGAACUAGUACCGGAUUCACUGAAAUUAGCUAAAUUCGAAGUUAACUUUUCAAAAAUUCCAGAAGAUCUGUUCGCCAUCUUCGAAGGAAGUCAAACGAAUGCAAUCAAAGUAUCGGAAACAGAUUAUAAUCGGUUAGUCGAUAACUUGGUUGGACAAGUGCGAACAAUUUCUUGUAAAAUACCCUUUUCCGUAUUCAGACGUGUUGCUAUAAAUGUUAGUAGUAAAUACAAAAUAUUGAUGGAUGUAGAUGAUGAUGGAGAAAUUAUCGGUGACGGAUCAGGAAGUUUGGCAGAUAAGCUGAGAAAUCAUAACACGUAUUUAAAUAGAUCUCAUAGAACUGGCAGGUCUGCACUGAAAGAAAAAUUUGGCCAAAAUCAAUACAGACAGUGCCGCGUAGGAGUUGUCGAGAAAUACUAUUCUUGUGGAGAGCCAUAUUGCUCAAAAGAAGAUUUGAUAGUUCUUCAUCGGAACGAGGCAUAUGGAGAAACGUUUUUGAGACAAACUGAAUCAUACAUUCGUUUUAAAAUAGAUAAUUCCAACUUGCCAAACUUGAUUGAAAAUUUACCAUUUAUCAAACAAAUCACUGUACUAAAAUAUCACUUUGAACGUGCAACUGGGAUAAAUCCCACACGCUUUAUUGAAAAUUAUUUGUCUAAGCGGAAAAGACUUAUUCAAGUUUCGAGAACGUACAUCGAUAAAAAACUGCACAUUAACGACACUGCAACAGACUUGGAAAUUUUUGUUGGUGUUUCAAAAAUAUUGAAGGAAGAUUUUUCUACAGUCUUGAUCAGUUUUGAUAAUGAUGCUACCGUCUUGGAUACAACUACUUCAUCUCCUAUUCUCGCAUUAGUUGGUCGCAAUAUGUACUAUGUCCACACUGAAGGCACGAUUGUGACAGAAGGCGUAGACAAUAUCGUGGAAGCUGUAUUGAAUUUCCUCAUGUUUUUUUUUGUAUAUUUUUACAAAUAUCCUGCUUCAGUUUCAAAAACUUUAGAGUUUUUUCAGUUAUAUUUACUGAAACUUAAGCCUGAUAAAGGCACCAGAUCAGUUGCAACAAUAGUAGGUAAACAACAGCGACAAGUUCGAACACUUUUAAUCAAACUAGCUAAAAUUCAAUAGAUUUUUUCUUUUACUUGUAUUCAAACCAAAACUUGCCAUUUAUGCUUUCGUAGGGACCGGUUUGUUAACAUUAUUAAAAAAAGUCUUCGCCGACUGUUCUUCAACGCAACGUCAAAAAAUGUUUAAUUCUACUAAUUUAUAUAAGAAGACAAAAUCGUUUCAGUAAGUAACUCGAAUGCCAAAGCUUUGCUUUAUUAAAAGAUUUAA